This is a messenger RNA of Phyllostomus hastatus (greater spear-nosed bat), 3059 nucleotides long. RefSeq names its product transmembrane protein 209 (gene TMEM209). Lineage: Eukaryota; Metazoa; Chordata; Mammalia; Chiroptera; Phyllostomidae. The transcript is spliced from 16 exons. Gene Ontology annotation, cellular component: membrane. The record is from RefSeq and is a predicted model, not a curated record. Bases 123 to 1814 code for a protein of 563 amino acids.
CCACGGGGGCCUUGGGAAUUCCGCGCCUGCGGAUCUGCCGAGGGCUCAGCCGCAGGGGGGUGUGGCCAGGUGUCCCGCCACCCGUAAAGGAACGGAGGAAAGAAGCAGUAGGGGUUGCAGAAAUGCAAGGGGAGCCAAGCCCUAGUGCUUCCCUUAUUGACAGAACCAUCAAGAUGAGGAAAGAAACAGAAGCUAGGAAAGUGGUUUUAGCCUGGGGACUCCUAAAUGUAUCUAUGGCUGGGAUGAUAUAUACUGAGAUGACUGGAAAAUUGAUUAGUUCAUAUUAUAAUGUGACAUACUGGCCCCUCUGGUAUAUUGAGCUUGCCCUUGCAUCUCUCUUCAGCCUAAACGCCUUAUUUGAUUUUUGGAGGUAUUUCAAAUAUACUGUGGCACCAACAAGUCUGGUUGUUAGCCCUGGACAGCAAACACUUUUAGGGCUGAAAACAGCUGUUGUACAGACGACUCCUCCACAUGACCUGGCAGCCACCCAGAUCCCUCCCUCUCCACCUUCUUCAAUUCAGGGUCAGAGUGUGUUAAGUUACAGCCCAUCUCGUUCACCCAGUGCCAGUCCCAAGUUCACCACCAGCUGUAUAACUGGGUACAGCCCUCCGCUGCAAGGUCUGUCAUCAGGUGGCAGUGGUUCUUACAGCCCAGGAGUGACCUACUCACCCAUCAGUGGUUAUAAUAAGUUGGCAAGCUAUAGUUCGUCGCCUUCUUCUCCAUACCCUACCACGGUGGGACCAGUGGAGAGCAGUGGAUUGAGAUCUCGCUACCGCUCUUCGCCCACUGUCUACAACUCGCCUACGGACAAAGAAGACUACAUGACAGACCUGCGCACUUUGGAUACUUUUCUCAGAAGUGAGGAAGAGAAACAGCAUAGAGUAAAGCUGGGGAGCCCAGAUUCUGCCUCGCCUUCCACCAGUCCUACUUUCUGGAACUACAGUCGGUCAAUGGGGGAUUAUGCACAAACUCUAAAGAAGUUUCAGUACCAGCUUGCCUGUAGGUCUCAAGCCCCAUGUGCAAACAAAGACGAAGCCGAUCUCAGUUCUAAACAAGCUGCAGAGGAGGUUUGGGCAAGAGUGACUAUGAAUAGACAACUUCUUGAUCAUAUGGAUUCAUGGACAGCCAAGUUCAGAAACUGGAUCAAUGAGACAAUAUUAGUGCCACUCGUUCAAGAGACCGAGUCUGUCAGCACGCAGAUGAGACGCAUGGGUUGUCCGGAGCUGCAGAUAGGAGAGGCCAGCAUCACCAGCUUGAAACAAGCUGCUCUGGUCAAAGCGCCGCUCAUCCCCACCCUGAACACGAUCGUGCAGUAUCUGGACCUCACCCCAAACCAGGAAUACUUAUUCGAAAGGAUCAAAGAACUUUCUCAGGGUGGCUGUAUGAGCUCAUUUCGAUGGAACAGAGGUGGAGACUUCAAAGGACGCAAGUGGGACACGGAUCUACCCACUGAUUCCGCGAUCAUCAUGCAUGUGUUUUGUACCUACCUCGAUUCCAGAUUACCUCCUCAUCCUAAAUACCCUGACGGGAAAACUUUCACUUCCCAGCACUUCGUUCAGACACCAAACAAACCAGAUGUGACAAAUGAGAAUGUUUUUUGCAUUUAUCAGAGUGCCAUCAACCCUCCCCAUUAUGAGCUAAUCUACCAGCGUCACGUCUACAAUCUUCCAAAGGGCCGGAAUAAUAUGUUUCAUACAUUAUUGAUGUUCCUCUAUAUCAUAAAGACCAAAGAGUCAGGAAUGCUCGGAUUUUCCCUGUCGCUCCUCCCAUGGUUCCGAAUAACAGGAGAGUUAAUCUUGGUCUGUCCGGUGUGAAUAUUUUGUGGAUUUUUGGCGAAUAGUGGAUCGUUUAGUUCCGAACAUUUAGGCUUUUAUUUGGCUGGAUCGGCAGUUGAGUGGAAGCAUCUCCGAGUCACCGCCCCUUUUGUUUUACGGCGCAUUGUGUGUACGUGUUACAGACUCUCUAGCUUUAAGGAAGAAUUGCCUGUUUUAAACCUUCCUUGUGAAAGCGUGCCCUGUACCUCCCGCACCGGGGGACACCACCCACCAUCAGGUUCUCACCACACCUCAGGCUGUUCAGUUGCCUGCAAAACUGCAGCUUUUCAGAUCGUUGUUGACCCAGGACAGUGCAGUUGCUGCUCAAGUCAAUGAACAGGAGGCCUUUUUUGUUUUAACUUCCAAAUAAGAAUCAUCUACCUCAUUCUUCCCCGCAAAAACUGAUUUUUCGAUUAUAUUAUUUAGUAUAAAUAUUUGAAAAGAAACAAGCAAGUCACUAACAUUCUUUUUGUGUUUUAGUCUCUGUCUUCCCCCAGUGUUUGGCAAACCAGCGCAGGGCCCAUAGUUUUAAAAUGAGAUCAACUUCUAAGUAAUGUGUUAGUUCUUGUGUGUUUCUAAAAUAUAAUUGAAAGAAGUUUGACAGGAUUGUGUUUAAAAAGUCAGCUCUUGGGCUAAAUGUAGCCGACAGAAUUGACUAUUCGGGUCUUAGUGACGAAGCUGAGGACAUCAAGAAGACUACUGCUGCUUUGGUUUCAGUAACUCAAGUCGCACAGGCAACAUUUUCUCAGAGGUCUAUCUCUGUAGCCUCCAUCUUUAAACAUUGAAUUCCAUAAUAUUGUAUGUAUGAUUCUAAGAGCUCCCUUUAAGAUUGUAUGAUUUCUUAUGUUUAGAUUUUUCAGGUGUGUUCUAAUCUGGAGAGUGAGCAGUUACCGGGUUUGUAAGUGCUCGACUCCCCGUCGGUGUUUCCUGCGUGUGUGUGGCGUCCUCCGGGCCAGCCAGCAGUUGCUUGUGUUUUCUGGGGUGACAUACUCUCUGUGUCCGUCGCCUGGGAGGACCCAAAACGAGUGUGUUCUCAGUGACUGCACGUCAGCGCUAUAUGUGCAGCCCACUUUGUGCGAUUUUUUUUGUAAAUUCUCUUUUUCAAGAAGUUGUUUCUGUUUUUUAAAAGUGGAAUAUCCACAGGAAAGGACGUUUCUAUCUUUCAAUGGCUUUUGGUGCAUGUUACUAUGUUUGCUAUGAUGUUUUGGGAGAAAAUGUCGAUUAAACAUGUUAAAUGUAAGGACA